Messenger RNA from Elgaria multicarinata webbii, 504 nucleotides. RefSeq names its product C-type lectin lectoxin-Thr1-like. Gene Ontology annotation, molecular function: signaling receptor activity. Bases 1 to 504 code for a protein of 167 amino acids. The transcript is spliced from 6 exons. The record is from RefSeq and is a predicted model, not a curated record. NCBI's taxonomy places the organism in Eukaryota, Metazoa, Chordata, Lepidosauria, Squamata, Anguidae.
AUGCAGCCAAGAAAAGAAGAAGCAAAGAUGGGGCUUCCCCCCUACUCCAGUCUUGGCUUUCUGGCUGUUGCCUUUCUCCUAAAAGGUGCCGAAGCCAGCUGCUGCCCCAUGGAAUGGCUGCCCUACCAGGGUUAUUGCUACAAGCUCUUCCAUGAAAAAGUGAGCUGGUCUGAUGCAGAGUUAAUCUGCCAAUCUUUCAUGCCUGGAUCCCACCUGGCCUCCAUCCAUAGUAACACAGAGGCAUCUGAGCUGGCCAACUACAUUGUCAAGUAUCGUAAAGAUGGCGGUAAUGUCUGGAUUGGACUACGAGACACCAGGAAGAAUCGAGUGUGGAGCUGGACUGAUCGAUCGUCAACCAGCUAUAAGGCCUGGAAUGUUGGAGAACCAAACAAUCUAAGGAAUGAGGAGAACUGUGUCGAGAUUUGGUCUCCCUCAGGGUAUAUGCUCUGGAACGAUGAGAGCUGCAAAUCGGAGCGUGCUUUCCUCUGCAGGUACAAACUCUAG